AGCAGGAGACCGGCUCUAGGAACAUCAAGGGUCCCAUCAAGUGGUCUGGUGUCUGCACCAUAUCAGCUUCAGGGAUGUAGUCGAAGCGGUUUAGAGCUCAGCCCAUCCGAGCUCAUCAUCAUGAAGAAACACUCCGCAAGGGUUGCCCCGCUGUCCGCCUGCAACAGUCCGGUGCUCACCCUCACCAAAGUGGAAGGAGAAGACCGCAUCAGGGAGAAUGUGGUGGGCACCACGGACACACAGACGGCUAGUGGUGCGGCCGGAGUGGAGUCCGGCUCCAACAGACGGAAACUCCACUGCUGCAUCAGAGUCACAACGGUACAGGUGCGGAAAGCCCUGUGGGGAGUCGCAAUGGUGAUGUGUGUGUGCUCGUCCUGGGCAGGUUCCACCCAGCUGGCCAAGCUGACCUUUAAGCAGUUUGACGCUCCCUUCACCCUCACCUGGUUCGCCACCACCUGGAACUGCCUCUUCUUCCCUCUCUACUACAUUGGCCACCUGUGCAAGAGUCCAGAGAGGCAGACGCCCAGACAGAGAUUCAGGGAGUGCUGUAGGUUUUUUGGGGAUGACGGGCUCACACCCAAGGUGUUUUUCACCAAGGUGGCUCCCUUUGGCCUGCUGUGGAUCCUCACCAACUACCUGUACCUGCAGGCCCUCAGGAAGAUCAACACAACAGACGUGUCCGCGCUCUUCUGUUGUAACAAGGCCUUCGUCUUCCUGCUGUCUUGGAUUGUACUAAGAGACCGCUUCAUGGGAGUCAGGAUAGUCGCUGCUAUCUUGGCCAUAGCAGGCAUUGUAAUGAUGACCUAUGCUGAUGGAUUCCACAGCCACUCAGUCAUCGGCAUUACGUUGGUCGUGGCCUCUGCUUCGAUGUCAGCGCUCUACAAGGUGCUCUUCAAGAUGGUCCUGGGCAGUGCCAGAUUUGGAGAGGCUGCACUCUUUUUGAGCAUCGUUGGAAGCGCCAACUUUGUCUUCAUCAGCUUUGUGCCAGUCAUCCUGUAUUUUACACAUGUGGAGUACAUUGGCUCACCUGCAGACAUCCCUUGGGCCUACCUCUGCGGGGUGGCAGGCCUGCUGUUUGCUUUCAACGUACUGAUGAACUUUGGCAUCGCGGUAACAUACCCAACAUUAAUCUCCCUUGGCGUCGUCUUAAGUGUUCCUGUAAAUGCCAUGGUGGACCUCUACACAUGUGAAAUCCAUUUCAACACAGUUCGCCUCAUUGCUGUGUUCAUCAUUUGCCUGGGUUUCCUCAUGCUGCUGUUACCUGAGGACUGGGACCAGUGCAUCAUCCAGCUCAGCACAAAGCUGCGCAAACGUGAUGAGCCAGCAGAGGGCAACGGAGAGGCGGGCGCCACCACAGGGCUCAACUGGAGAGGGAGAGCCAGGACCUCCAUGUCAACAUUUGCACAUUAACUCCAUGAAUUAUCAUGCAAACACACAAACACACACACACACACACACACAGGAAGGGAGACACAUUAACACCUCUUAAUGUCGAUGUCGGGACAUUUGACCUGCCCUCUCUUUCACGAAGCUCCCUGGAUGAAAAAAGUAUUUUAGACUGCCCUCUGGUCACUAACAUUUUGAUCGAACGGGGAGAUGCAGGAGGCACAGAUUGUGUAUCAUUCAUUCUGCGUCCAUUCCACUCAGAAGUUAUCAGAGUUGGUGCAUGGACUUUACCAAUUGUAACCCCUCUAACCCAAAAGAUCAUCAGGUAUAACUGAUGGAUUCAUGUAUUAAUUUUGAUGUACCUCUUAAUCAUUCCAUGGAUUCACUACAUCCUUGCGCCUGGGAAGACUUGCCAACUUGCCUGAUAUUUUUCAGUUCUGAGAAUAAAAGAAAAAGACAUUUACGAGGCAGGCCAAACACAGUGACUUGCUGUCUUUAACAUAUACACAUAUACACACCUUUAAGAUCCAAAGAAGAAUGCCUAAAAUGCUGAAUGCCUGAAAACAAAAGGGAGGCCCACAGUGGCGUCCCUCAGGUGUUAACUUAAUGACAAAUACCUGCCUUUCGUGCACUGUACAUAGCUGUGUCUCACACCGUGGCUGUCCUCGAGCUGUGGACUGGACUCAUCUGGUGUGAACGGACCUGUCUGGACACCUGAGGAUCAAUCUGAGAUAAAGAAGCUUCUCGUAACGCCUCUCUUUGUUCAUCCUGAGAGAAGAGGUCAGCUUCUUUUUGACUACACUGAUUGGCUCCCUAUGGUUAUGUGCUGUCCUUGGGCUAAACUCCCACUCUGUCAAGACUGACACCCAUCGCUCAGGCCCACAGUUAAGUCACGCAAGACAUAAACCAGUAUCUCAAAUGAAUAUGUUUUCAAUGCAUGAGAUGGUAUAAGAGUGCGAGUGCUUUCAGUCCAUCCAUAAAGCCUCACUUUUUCUGUUGCUGAGACACUGGCAGCAGUUUAUUAACCAAGCAAUACAGGUAACACAUGCAUUCAAAGGACAUGCAUUGUCAUUCAGACAAUAUAAAAUGUGUUUUUUAACUGCUGUUCAAACUAUUAACUGGCCCAUUUUCACAAUUAACGCGUCAGGUAUACCAAUCUUUGGAUGGACUUAAAGCACUAAAAGCUUAAAAUGAGGCAGACAGGCUUCAUUAAAAAUACCCCUUUAAAAACUUUGAACAUCCACCAUAGCCAUCACUGAGCCCUUAUAAUUCCUAUCACAUUUAACUUUCGAGACUGAUAUGCACACAAACUAAUCUGCGGCAAUUCUAAUUUAUUUUUCCUGGAGAAAAUAAGACAGGCAGACAGAAAAUAACUGUCUCACUGUGGCUUGAGGAGAGGUGCGUCGACACAUGAGAAUGGCUCCCAUUUGUCCGUCUCUGCUGUUUGUCAAAAAAUGUUUUACUCAAUCUGUUUCCAUCAAUCACAUUUCUGAGGCAGGAAGUUGGGACGAACCUGAGAGCGACUGAGGCACACGCCUUGCAAAGCAACAGUUGGAAACUCUGCCUUGUUGUGAAUGUAUGAACAUCACCUCGACCACACAUAUGCUCGCUACGUGCCAUCUGUUUUUUACAGUGCCACCACAGACUGCUGCAGAGAGACUCUUUAAUACUACCCUUCUUCUACUCAUCCGACUGAGUUUUUUUGGAACAAACUCUUGACACAUCGUACGGGACUUUUUAUAUUUUUGCAUUUGGUUGCUGACUAACCCCGAGAGGACAGUGGGUGACAUCUGCAGGAGGAGCAUGCACAUACUGUAUGAGCAGAUACAGCUGAAGUCCACUUCACUGCCUUUUCUUUGUUUUGCAAUAGAAUACAUUAGCACUGUUUCCCAUUGUCAUGCUCUAUGACAAUAAAUUAUAAUAUUGUAUUCCUCUGGAAUUAUUGCUAGACAUAAAUGUAAACCUUUGUAAGGAAUGAUGAUUUUUACACUGAGAUGCAACAUAUGAUUAUCACGUUUGAGGAAGAAAUAUUUAGGGCGUAAAUAAAUGAUGGGUUUAUUAGAUCUACUGUUGAGUGUCUUCAAGUG
This is a messenger RNA of Centropristis striata (black sea bass), 3473 nucleotides long. Its product is annotated as solute carrier family 35 member F3-like. Bases 121 to 1410 code for a protein of 429 amino acids. Lineage: Eukaryota; Metazoa; Chordata; Actinopteri; Perciformes; Serranidae. Gene Ontology annotation, molecular function: transmembrane transporter activity. The transcript is spliced from 7 exons. Gene Ontology annotation, cellular component: membrane. Gene Ontology annotation, biological process: transmembrane transport. The record is from RefSeq and is a predicted model, not a curated record.